GCGCGCACGUUGCUGUCACAGUAGGAAAUGCAGGCUGUAUUGGUGUUCCAGCGACACAUCUAUAUUUAUUGAUUGAGGAAUUUAAUUUAAAAUAAGGAUAUACUAUUUAGAAAUGAAAAAGUAGAACACAAUUUAAUGUCUGUUUCAGGUAAAACUGCUUCCUGUUACUAUGUCUAAGAAGAGUAGUUAGCUAGCCAACUCAGACAGAAGCCAAUUUGCUAGGCUAACAACACCAUAGCUAAAUUAUUAGCCAGAAACCUAGCAAACGUUAGCUAGCAAGCUAGGCUAGUUUGGGGGACAUUGUGCCUCCUAAACUGCUCGAACGCUUUCGUUAUCCUUCUUUUCGCAUAUACGGUUUCGCCCACUUCCGAUUUUUUUUACGGAGGAGUUGAAGGAACCGGAGCUGUGGGGGGGAAGCAAACAAGAACCCCAUGGGCGUCCAGCCGGACCGAUCACGACGUAGACACGCGGGCCGUGGGUGAGAUCAAAGAGACACCAUGGCCGAAAUCUCCACCCUAACCCCCUCACCUUCAGCUUUAGGAGAUCCCCAUGCCUCUGCACCCACCCCCCUGUCCUCCACUGCUCUCCCUGCCCCCAGCAGCCCUGCCCCAGAGUCCACCAAGGUUGCCCCCACCCCCAAAUCAUCUCUCUACGCCCUAAUGGGUGCUCCCUCUGCAUCUCCUAUGGGACAGGCUCCAGAAACACAUGCGCAAGAGACACCCCAAAAAGAACCCAAACCACUUCUACCAGACGUAGCUUUAGAGAGUCCUGCCUUACCACUCAUAGAUGAAGAUGUGCCACAGAGGGAUGGAUUGAGAGGCAUGGGAAUAGAGAGAGAGGGGACCCCAGGGUUCGCUGCCCCGCGGGAGGGCAGUGACCCAGCGGGUUGGGAGAUGAUAAAUGCCCCUACAGAGCCCUCUGUACUCGUCCCAAGUAAGCCAGUGGCCCAAGUGGCAGUAGAGCAGACGUCCCCUCCCCCUGAUCUUAAUCCUAGUCCUAAUCUCUACCCGAGUGUUCACGUCACCCAGACCCUUAAUCCAACUACUGGGGAUGCUCAGUCUGUGUUGAGCCCACCUCCAGCCCCCGCAGCCCCCCCAGCCCCUCCAGCCCCCGCAGCCCCUGCUCCUACCCCUCCUCCCCCUGAUCCCACCCAAACAAUCGCAGCCCCAGCUUCAGCCACAGGUCCAGCCCCAGCUUCAGCCACAGGUCCAGCCCCAGCUUCAGCCACAGGUCCAGUCUCAGGUCCAGUCGCUGAAGACGAAAAGCCCCUGCCACCACAAGAAGGCGAUAACCCUCAACCUCAAUCCCCCAUCCAGUGUCAGUUACCCAACACACCCACUCCAUUCAAAGGCUCGGAGCCACCCAACAGCCCUUCCAGAGGGGUGCCUCCCAGUCCCCCAGUCCUGGUGAUCCAGGAGCCAGCUCCCCCCUUCUCCCUGCCCAACUCUCAGCCCCGUCCAGCCCUUGACAGCCUCAGCUACCUAGAGUCAGCCAGCAUGAUGUCUGGCACCCUGGAGUCCCUCUCUGGGCUGGGGGAGGAUGGCAGCUCCGUGGGCUCUGACUCGGAGGUCAACGGCCAGGCCGUCAGACGCACGGACAAGUAUGGCUUCCUCGGCGGGAAUCAGUACAGCGAGGACGGUGAAAAGGAUCUUCGAAUCGAUGUGGCUCGCCAGCGAGAGAUGAAGUGGCUUGAUAUGUUUAACAACUGGGACAAGUGGGUCUCCAGGCGCUUCCAGAAGGUGAAGCUACGCUGUAGAAAGGGGAUCCCCUCCUCUCUCAGGGCCAAAGCCUGGCAACUCCUCUCCAACAGCAAACAGCUUCUGGAUGAAAACCCGGGCAAGUUCGAGGAGUUGGAGAGGGAGCCGGGAGAUCCGAAAUGGUUGGAUAUCAUAGAGAAGGACCUGCACAGACAGUUCCCCUUUCACGAGAUGUUUGCGGCUCGUGGUGGACAUGGACAGCAGGACCUGUACCGCAUACUGAAGGCCUACACUGUCUACCGUCCUGACGAGGGCUACUGCCAGGCCCAGGCUCCAGUAGCGGCUGUGCUGCUGAUGCACAUGCCUGCCGAGCAAGCCUUCUGGUGUCUGGUGCAGAUAUGUGAGAAGUACCUUCCUGGUUACUACAGUGCCGGCCUGGAAGCGAUUCAGUUGGACGGAGAGAUCUUCUUCUCCCUGUUGAGGCGAGUGUGCCCCAUGGCCUACCGUCACCUCAAGAAGUUCAAGAUCGAUCCCAUCCUGUACAUGACCGAGUGGUUCAUGUGUGUGUUCUCGCGCACCCUGCCGUGGGCCUGCGUGCUACGCGUGUGGGACAUGUUCUUCUGCGAAGGGGUGAAGAUCGUGUUCCGGGUGGGCCUGGUGCUGCUGAAACAGAUGCUGGGGUCUGUGGACAAGCUAAGGGAGCUUCAGGGCAUGUACGAGACCAUGGAGCGCCUGAGGAACAUCCCCCCCGAGUCUAUCAGAGAGGAUCUACUGGUGCAUGAGGUCGUCUCCAUGGAGGUGACCGAGGCCCUGAUAGAGAGGGAGUGCAGUGUCCAGGUCAGGAAGUGGAGGGAGUCCCGGGGGGAGCUGACCCACCAGCCUAGCCGCCGCCUUCACGGGACGAGGGCCAUCCAUGAGCACAAGCGUCGGGCUGCCUCCAUCAGCUCAGGGGGCAGCUUCUCCUUCCUGGGGGCCUCCAUCCCCCCUCCCGGCCCCCUCAGGGCCUCCUCCAGCCUGCUCUCUCUGCCCGGCUUCCGCAAGUCCAAGCUCCCCUUCCGCUCCCAGCCCAAAAAGGGCUCCUUCUCUGGGGGCUCAGGAAUGGAGGCCUUACCUCCACAACACCCCUCUGUAGCGGCCUCCAGCCCUAGCCGGGCUCCCAUCCACACACCACCACCACCCAUGUCUGCGGCUGGAACCAAGGCACGGGCACCUCAAAGCCCUCUGGCGGUGCCCUCCCCCGGCUCCGCAUCUGCUCCCGCCCAGGCCUUGCCAGCAUCCUCAGCGCCGGCACAGCCUGGGGCUCCUGCUCUGACCCAGCAACCCCAGCCCCCCCGCCUCUCCCCCUCCUCCAUGGUGGUCUCUGAGCAGAUCACCCCCACCCUGCCCUCGCCCACCGCCAAUAACGCGGUGCUGCCGCCCCGCCCGGACGGAGGAAGAGGAGCAGCAGCGGGAGAGGAAGAAGACGGGAAGAAGAAGAAAAGGAGCAAGGAGGACAAGAAGAAGGAGAAGGAGGAGGAGAAGCAGAAACUAAAGGAGAGGAAGGAGAAGGAGAAGUCCGAGAAGGAGAGACAGAGGAAGGAGAAAGAGAGGGCGGAGAAGGAGAAGAAGAAGGAGAAAGGGGGGAAGAAAAAGGACAAGGUGGGUGGAGGAGGAGGAGGGGGAGAGGCGGAGGAAAAUAAUGGAGGCGCUGCACCAAGAGAUUCGGCCUAGUUUCUCGACCGCCGUUCCAGUUGAGUGAAAAAGGGGCGAGAAGAAAAGACCCCAAGAAGCGGAAAGAGGGGGGGGGGGGGUCGACGGGACGGUACUGCACCCUGAAGACUACUCAAAGGAUUAUUAUGGAACAAACUGGAUCGUGGUUUUAUGAGCACUGAGGGGCUUAGGCCUCACCACCCCCACACUUUCUUAAUCAACGAGUUGAAUUAGUUAGAGGGGACAUGUUUGGUUUGUGUAACUGGAAAACAGGCUGUAUGGCUAACAGGAUCCCACACAGUCAUCAUCUCAAUUUUCUUUUAAAGUUUGAAUUUAAAUCUUGUUUUUAUUUGGACUAAUGGCUGUGGAGCGAGAUCGCGGGUUAGAAGGAGUUGGACGGAGAUUCGAUGGUGCCAUAAGUCGUGUAAAUAGACCACCCUGUCCACGGUGGAUCCUUGGUUCCCCACUUACAGUUUAAUCUCUCACUUGUUGUCAGGUCAAGGCCUGGAAGAAAAAGAAGAAAACCGUUUAAAUGUCUCCAUUCCAGGCACUGACGACAGUGAUGGUAGUAAUAUUGUAAUUGGAUGUUUGGGAGGAUAUAUUUAUUGUAGUGUUAAGUGUUCGUGUGUGAAUGUGUGCCUUAGUAGUGUAGUGAAAUGUGUUACUGUUCUGUGUUGUAGCCCUCUCUCCCUCUCUCCCCCUCUGCUCUCUCUCUCUCUGCUCUCUCCCUCUCUGCUCUCUCCCUCUCUGCUCUCUCUCUCUCUGCUCUCUCUCUCUCUGCUCUCUCCCUCUCUGCUCUCUCCCUCUCUGCUCUCUCUCUCUCUGUCUCGUCUGAUCGCCCUCUGUUCCACCAUCGUGUUCCCUCCCUCUCAUUUCAGAAUAGGAGGAUGAUAGUAGGUCAGGCUAACAGAGAGAUCCACACUGGGAUAAGUAGGGGAAGGCAAUAGAGGUAUUAACAACCAGAACCUGGAACCUUGCAUGGAUAUUUCCUGACUAUUGGUGAAAUGUACUGUACUGUACGUGUGUAUAGUGUCCCUGACAACAACCACACUGGGAUAAUUUCAAUGGUUUCUCUUGUUGUAGCAGCCUUCUCUUAGAUAUUCUUGCAGUGAUAGAUGAUUAGAUUUGGCUUCUGGUAAGUGAACACUGGCCCACCAGUUAACAUUACCGGUCUUAAAUUGUACUCUCAGUGACUACCCUGAAUUUGCCCUUUAGACCAAAUGUCAAAACAGUAUUUUCUUUUUUCUUUUCUUGCUUUUAGGGAAAGGAAAUGUAUAUAAAUUAUAUAUUUUUAAAUUAGCCAAAUAAUAAGGGUGAUGAUUUUAUUAGCCCAUUAGAAUGUGAUUUUUGAUAGAUUUUUUUGUUUUGUUUGUGUGUUUUUUUUGUUUUUCAUUUAUUUGUGAACGAAGGAUUACAACGGUAUUCUUUUUUUUUGUUGCACAACCCCAUCACAAAGCACCACUAAAGUUGACCACUCCUGUUCUGGCAUGUUAUUGCAGAUCUUGAGUCACUUCUGGUUAGCUAGUUUCAUCUCCUGAAUCUGCGCCUUUAGGACCCCUCUGUUUACUAGGGGUGUGCCAAUGUACUGUAACUGACCCUUCAGGCUCCAAUGUAUUUAUGUAUAAAGUUGGUUAAUUUAAGCAGA
This is a messenger RNA of Osmerus eperlanus (European smelt), 5031 nucleotides long. RefSeq names its product TBC1 domain family member 10B-like. Bases 498 to 3407 code for a protein of 969 amino acids. The transcript is spliced from 10 exons. NCBI's taxonomy places the organism in Eukaryota, Metazoa, Chordata, Actinopteri, Osmeriformes, Osmeridae. The record is from RefSeq and is a predicted model, not a curated record.